AUGGUUAUCGUAACGUGGCUAAAAAGGAGGAGACCCAUACUGCUUGGAGUGAUUGUGUUGCUGCUGUUAUUUCUUACUUUAAUCGGUGUGCUACUCUUCUAUUUGUUUCGUCCCGCAAAGACCGAGGAUGACAUCGAAUACUUUCACCAGGAAGUGAAAUCUCCAUCUGUAGACUUUGACAAUGUUGACCAAAGGAAACCAUCUGUAAUUACAAGCCGUGUAACGGCCAGUGGUAUAGCCAGUACCAGUACUGCACCACCAGUAACUAUUCUCGAACCCAGUGUGUCGUCCUAUGAAAAUGCGUCUGAUUCUUCCGGUAACACUCGUUUCAAACAGCGAUUAUACUUUGCGAAUGUGAAGAAUACGCGAAAGUAA
Cooperia oncophora is the source of this 375-nucleotide messenger RNA. NCBI's taxonomy places the organism in Eukaryota, Metazoa, Nematoda, Chromadorea, Rhabditida, Trichostrongylidae. The record is from the annotation of a GenBank genome assembly.